Messenger RNA from Wasmannia auropunctata (little fire ant), 2850 nucleotides. RefSeq lists its product as uncharacterized. The record is from RefSeq and is a predicted model, not a curated record. Lineage: Eukaryota; Metazoa; Arthropoda; Insecta; Hymenoptera; Formicidae. The transcript is spliced from 7 exons. The coding region runs from base 498 to 1232 and encodes 244 amino acids.
UGCCGGUCGGUCCCGAGAGCCGUUCACAUCCUGCGGGACGCAAAAAUUUAAAAUGGCAAUAGACAUGUACAUUUGAUAGGGUGGUCCACUCGACAAGAGAGAGAAAGCUGAUUCGGUUUUAACGUAACGCACGAUAAUGAGCGAGUGAAAACGGAAACGGAGAGAGGAAGAGAGUAGGGGAGAGAGAGAGAGAGAGAGAGAGAGAGAGAGAGAGAGAGAGAAAGCGAGGGUCGCGAUGAACGGAUAAAUAUCGGUGCAACCAUCAUCAGUCGUGCAUCUUCCGAGCGGGAGAGAGGGGUGCGAUACUACCCUCUUCUCGCACAGCACACGCAUAAUCGUCGAGAGAAGAGUGGCGGAUCGAGAGUGGACUACUAGUCGUGCUGUGACGGAAGUUAGGCGCUCUCGACGGUAUGCCCGUGACGAGUCGCGACGCGAGAUAAAGGUGGGACCGAAGGGACGAGCAUCUUAUCCUGAAGGGAGCAGCGGGAGACGGAAAUAUGGGAAAAGGGGACAAGAGAGGCGUUACGCAGCGCAGUGAUGCCAGCACCAAUCUCGUGGGCAAGUUCACGCAGAGCGUACGGAGGAUCGUCCAGGACGUGAAGGACGAGGGCACUUCCAGUGGACAAACGAAGGAGGAAGUGAUCGAGACGAACGAGAGGCUGAGAGUCGUGAGGAUACGUCUGGACGGCAGCUAUGACACCGCCAAGAGGGCCCUCGUCGAACUGAUGUGCAAGUACACCGAUAGCAAGCAAGUGCGCAACGUGUUCCAACGUUACAACCUCCUCAAAAAUAUGAUCAAGGACGUAAUUAAGCUGGAGACGCAAUAUUGGACGCUGGUAGAUAUACCGAGGCAGGAGAAACAGGAGACCGUGCCCGCCUUCGUGCUGCGUGCCUGUUCCAUCAUGGAGAAGACCCACAAAAGCGGCGAAGGCGUGAAAACUUCGGCGCGUCUCGCCGAGGAGGCCGAGACCAAGAGAGAGCGCAUCGAGAGACUCGAGAAUAUGACGACGGCGCAAAUCGAAGCUGAGAACACCCAGAUGACCAAUGAUUUGUACAGAUUGCUGAAGAAAUACACGGGUCUCAGGAAUCUCAUCAAAGUGUUAAAAGAGGAGUACAACGGCGCGAAGUUGUAUCCAAUGUUCCCGCGUUACACGAUAUUGAAGGACAUGAUAAAGGAUAUAAUGCACAACCCGGACUAUAUGGAAGUCUGUCACGAGGUGGACCAAGCAUAGCGGCCCGACCCCCUCCACCGUUCGCCACGUAUGACCCUGUAAACUUCUUCGGGGUCGCCGCGUGGUCGUCGGUGAAGGGGGUGAAUCACAGAACGCUUCAGCUUCGACUGAUCAUUUCCUUUUUGGACAGAGCAAUUCCUGUGAUCUUAUGUUUUUUCCUAAUAUCUCCGCGAAAAUUCCUUUUCUUUUCCUACCCAUAUCUUGAACAAGUCGUUCGCGAUCGUCAUCCUUGUUCGUACGAAUCUUGGGGGCAAAAUCUAAAACGAGUUGCGCCACGCUUAUAUCAAUUGUAUAUGCAAUUUCUCGCAGGUAAGUUAGACCCGGCUCCUCUUUGUCGCGUGUCUUGUAAAGUUUCGGCAAGAGGUGGGUGAGAUAUUAAGGAGUUGAAUAUCGCGCUGAAGUACGUCAUCGAACGUCGUGGAGUAGCAACGAGCAACCUCGCCGUGCUAUAAGAGCGCCGCAAUAUCACGAAGACGGGAACAGUCGUGGAGUCAAGGUAGGUCAUGAGGUCGUUCUCGUACAACCAUGAGGAAUGCUGCUACUUGCUGCUUAAUCAUCGCAAGAAAGAAACAAAUAAGUUUUUUUCAUUGCUUAUAAAUAAAGGUAUAGAAAUAUUUUUUUGCGGAGAAUAUAAGAGAGAUCAGUUUUAUACGUAUGUAUAAUUAGAUGAUUUUAAUGGCUAUAAAUUGAGAUAAAUGUUGAAGAUUAAGAAGAUUAUAUCGCGCUGAAUUUUCGAAAACUCCAUGGCGAUCGAAAAGUUCUCGGAAAUGUAAUAGUGAUGAUUCUAGAACUUUAUAUUAAAUUCAAUAUUUUUAAAAGAUCCCAUUUGUCACUUUGUGGCAAGAGGAGAGAUUCCGAAAGAAUCCUUCCAGUAAGUAAAUAAGUCCAAGUAGCAGGAUUCGCGAGAUUCCAGCGUAGAAGCCAAGAGAUCGUUUUACAAUUUCUGAUUUUGGGUCGGAAUAGUCGCUCGCACGUCACAAAGAAAAAAAGAGGCUAGAUGCGCUAUUAUUAAUAGUGAAUGUCGUAUGCAUGUGGUAUACCGUAAUCAAUUAGGCCAAUUUGCAAGAUCUACGGAGUGUCGAGUAAAUUCGUGUAAGAUCGUGGGCGUGUGUUUGUACAUAGGUGUAGCUCGUGUGUGAGUGAAAAUUAGCGUGAAAUUGUGAGAGUGGUGUCAAUGUGGAGCACAUUAUUACCUGCUUCCUGCUGUGUAGGACUCUCGUAAUAAAGGACGUCAUCGGUCUCGCGCGACCGAAUAUUCGCUUUACCUACGAAGAGGACAAAGAUUAAACUACUCGAGACAAUUCGAGCAACGCUCUGCGAAAAAAAAGGAGAUGUAUUUAUAACUAAAAAUAUUAAUUAAUGAUUUAACAUUUAAAAAUAAGAUUUACAAUACGGUUAACUUUGAAUAUGAAGAUUUUAUUGAAAUAUUUGGAAUAUAUUGUGUGCAUACAUGAAUUAUAUAUUUAGUGUAUAAAAUAUGGAAUAUUUGAAAUUCUCGCUUUUUAUCUGCGAAAAGAGACAGAGAUUAGGUGGUUCAUAACGUUCGAAAAAUGCUGAAAAAUAAUAAAUUAUGAAUAAGAAAUAUUGAUUAAUGAUUUAAUACUUCUAACAAGAAAAA